Anisakis simplex (herring worm) is the source of this 711-nucleotide messenger RNA. NCBI's taxonomy places the organism in Eukaryota, Metazoa, Nematoda, Chromadorea, Rhabditida, Anisakidae. The record is from the annotation of a GenBank genome assembly.
AUGUCCUCAUUUGCGGUUUUAAAAGAAGAAUUGGACUCGUUGAUAUUGGGUGUGAAUCGGUACAAUCCAAAUAAUAUCGAAAUCCUCGAGAACUGUAUCCAGGCGAUGGUACAGGAGAAUCAAUAUGACAAAGACAUCUUAUUCACAACUCUUAAAUUAUAUCAACUUAACCCUGAUAGAUAUAACGAGGCAAUCGUUCGUAUGAUCUUAUUGAAAACAAUGAUGAUGUCGCCACGAAGUGAUUAUGCUCUAGCGAAGUAUUUGAUCGAUUCGAGUCGGAUUCAGUCGCCUGAAUUGAAGCGGAUUUUCGAUAUUGGUGCACUGUUGGAAUCGUGUAAUUUCGCAGUAUUUUGGAAACUGAUGCGAUUCGAUUAUCAGCCUUCAAGCGAUUCACAAGAAUGCUUCAAACAGCCUGCCGAAGUACCAAAAAUCAUCAAAGCAAUUCCUGGUUUUGAAGAGAGUAUCAGAAAUUAUGCGUGUCAAGUCAUCAAUGUAACAUUCCAGAAUAUCGAAAAAUCACUUUUGGUACGGUUAUUGGGUGGAAUUUCGGACAAACAAGUAAAUGAGUAUGCAAAACGAUAUGGUUGGAUUCCAAAAGAGAACGGUGAUGUUUUGUUCGUGCAGAAUCAUGAAGCAACGAUUAAAAGUAGAAAUAUCGAAGAGAAGCUGCUCUUUGAAAAUUGCAAAGAUUUAUUGCGACAGUUGUGUUGA